Molecule: messenger RNA, 627 nt
Organism: Penicillium malachiteum
Lineage: Eukaryota; Fungi; Ascomycota; Eurotiomycetes; Eurotiales; Aspergillaceae
Product: LURP-one-related/scramblase family protein
Exons: 2
Coding region: 1-627 (208 amino acids)
Source: RefSeq, a predicted model, not a curated record
AUGGGUUUUCUUCACCAUAAUCUCGAGCCUGUUGCCGAGCCUAUCGCACUUUUUGAUCAAUUUGUGUCACAGGAGCCGCAAACACUUAUUUUGAAAGAGAAAGUGCUUUCUGUGACUGGAGAUAGCUUUGAUGUCAAAUUGACUAGUGGCCAGACUCUUCUCAAGGUGCAUGGGGCCUGGGUAUCUAUCUCCGAUCGCAAGAAGGUCGAGGACGCCUCCGGAACCCAUCUCUUUGAUAUUGUUAAGGAGCAUUUUCAUCUCCAUACAACCUACGCGAUGGAAGACACCCAUAAGAAGAAGUUUGCUGAGGUGAAAAAUGCCCUGAAACAGCUGAUUCAAAAUGGUUCUUUAGUGGUCGGCUCCAAAGCUACCGCCACUUUCACGGAUCGCAACGACCGAGUAUCGACUUUCACUAUGAAAGGUGGCUGGUUUGACCACAGCGCCGAUAUCGUCAAUCAGAAGAACGGUCAAAGUGUUGCCCGCAUUGAUCGAAAGCUGCUCACUGGCCGUGACCUUUUAUUUGGCCAACAGACAUAUGCUGUCACUGUGGCGCCAGGAGUGGAUGCCGCAUUAAUUGCCGCAUUGUGUAUAUGUUUCGACGAGAAGAACAACGAGGACAAGGAUUAA